GAGCCGCUGGGUUAUGAAAAGGUAAACUAUUUUCAAAGGCAAAGGGGCCACCACGUGAAUACAAUCCCUCCGAUUCCACACUUAUAUUCCUUCAUUCAAAUUGUUUUUUCUUUCGUGUCCAAUCAUCCCCAAUAAUCAAAGAAACCUAUCGAAAAGAAGAUCUACUAAGACCCGUGAAGAAUCGCACAAUGAACAGUCAAAAUCCAAUCACGAUGUGAACAUGUGAUCGGAGAAUUCAUAAUCUAUAAACCCUUUGCUUUCUUUGAUAUCAAUUUACUGACUCGAAGAGUUGAAGCCAAUGGAUUCAGCAUCGGGGGUGGGAACGGAGGGUCCAUCUUCAGCAGCAACAAGCAGUGGAGGAGCCUGCGAGGGUGGUGACUGCGGGUCAACGGCUGCGCCACCGAGUCGCUAUGAGUCUCAGAAGCGCCGGGACUGGACAACUUUCCUACAGUAUCUGAAGAACCAAAAACCACCGCUGACACAGACCCAAUGCAGCGGAGCCAAUGUAAUCCAGUUCUUGAAAUACCUAGACCAGUUUGGGAAAACUAAGGUGCAUGUGAAGGGGUGCCCUUAUUUUGGGCAACCAAACCCUCAAGAACCUUGCGCAUGCCCUUUGAAACAGGCUUGGGGGAGCCUUGAUGCCCUCAUCGGACGACUUAGAGCAGCCUACGAAGAGAACGGAGGAAGUCAUGAGUUAAACCCUUUUGCAGCCAAAGCUGUGAGAAUAUAUCUUAGGGAAGUGAGGGAAAGUCAGACGAAAGCCAGAGGAAUAUCCUAUGAGAAAAAGAGGCGAAAAAUGUCCACUGCCGCCACCUCCAUGGCUGGUGGCGUUAGCUAUACUGGUGGUGUCGGUGGGAAUAAUAAUGCUAAUGGUACUAGUACAAUUUCAACUCCUACAACAUAUUAAUAAAUUAAAUUAAUUACUGUA
Messenger RNA from Olea europaea var. sylvestris, 928 nucleotides. RefSeq names its product protein LIGHT-DEPENDENT SHORT HYPOCOTYLS 6-like. The coding region runs from base 299 to 907 and encodes 202 amino acids. Gene Ontology annotation, cellular component: nucleus. The record is from RefSeq and is a predicted model, not a curated record. The transcript has a single exon. NCBI's taxonomy places the organism in Eukaryota, Viridiplantae, Streptophyta, Magnoliopsida, Lamiales, Oleaceae. Gene Ontology annotation, biological process: response to light stimulus; mRNA transcription.